Molecule: messenger RNA, 1350 nt
Organism: Pelodiscus sinensis (Chinese soft-shelled turtle)
Lineage: Eukaryota; Metazoa; Chordata; Testudines; Trionychidae
Product: interleukin-8-like
Biological process (GO): immune response; defense response; chemotaxis
Cellular component (GO): extracellular region
Molecular function (GO): chemokine activity
Source: RefSeq, a predicted model, not a curated record
AUGAACGGCAAGUUCGUUGUUGCUGUCCUGGCUCUUUUCCUGCUUUACGCAGCAGUGGCAGAAGGGAUGAGCCUGUCCCAGACGGCCAGUGAUCAAUCCUGCCAGUGUAUCAGCACAGACUCCAAGUUCAUCCCCCCCAGAAGGAUUCAGGACGUGAAGCUGACCCAGAGUGGCCCUCACUGCCAGAACGUCGAAAUCAUCACUACUCUGAAGGACGGCAGAGAAGUGUGUUUGGAUCCCAAUGCUCCAUGGGUGAAGAUGAUCAUUAAGGCAAUUUUGGACAAAGCUCAAGCCAAUGUUGAAACAAUGUUCUAAGAAAAGCCAAAGAAGAAAAAACCACUGCUGUUCUUCAGUUUCCUCAUGAAGGAAACAUCUCUGUGAAAAUGCUGGCCAGUCUUCGAGCAGCCCAUCUCCUUCUGUGAUCAUGUUUUCCAGCAGACUGCUGCUAGCAGCAUCCAGUUCCUAUUUAUUUAAUUUAUUUAUUUAUUUAUAUAUAUAUAUAUAUAUAUUGAGGAACAUUGUUUUAACAGACUUUUUUGAAAAAAGCUGUUAUCUAUAGACUAUGGCACUUUCUAAAGCUGAGAACACUGAAUAAGGAAAAGUGAUUUGCUGAUGAAAUGAAGACUCGUUGGAAAUGACUUAGGCAGGACACAGUUUCUGGAGUGCAAUGCACUUACGGCACAGCUUUAUUUAUUCUCAGCCAGGCUCUUUUACUAUUACACCACUACAGUGUCGACACUUACCCCUCCUCUGCACAGGCAUGUUGUAACAACUGCACUGUGAGUCAAGGCUAACCUGAGGCUAGCUACUGACUUGGGUUUUGUGGUUUCAGAAAUAAAGCUGCCAAAGUGCUGUUAUUGGGUGGGCAUUAUUUAUUGUGCUAUAUCACAUCGACUAUUGUAUAGCUCUCUCUAUUUAAAAAGUUAAUAUUUGAGUCAAAGAACUCAAACUUUAUUUAUUGACGUUAUUUUGAUUCAUCUGGAUUUGUUUCUAUGAUGCUAAUUCCUUAUGAAGACAGAACAUGUCAAGUUCUUGCUGUGGUGUGUUUGAAGAUUUUAUGUUAAUUAUUUUAUUUAUUUUUGUUCAAUGAAUGGAAAAAUGUCAUGGCUUAUGUUCCAGUUUUCUCAUUUUGGAAUCCCACCAUUUUUACAUUAAAAUGUGUACUUAAAACUAGAUUUAUUUUGUCUGUCUUUGUUGUUGAUGAUCUUGGUCAUCAAAUGAUCAGGGUCCAAAGAAGAACUAGAUAAAUUCAUAAAGGACAGGCCCAUCAAUGGCUAUUAGCCAGGAUGGGCAGGGAUGGUGUCUCUAGCCUCUGUUUGCCAGAAGCUGAGAAUGGUCUUGAGGAUCACU